AUGGCGGCCAACUACUGGAACUCGUCGCAGCACCGGUUCUGGACUUUUUCCAAGCAAGAACUGGCCGUCACCCGGCGCAGCCUCGAAGAUGAGAACAAGGAGCUGGUGCAGAAAUACCCCCUGCCAGACCGACGUCUUCUGAGUAUUUAUUUCUUAUCUCAGCUCAACAAGUUGCAACGACGGAUGAAGUUGGCGCAACAAGCAAUAGCAACUGCUCAAGUCUACGUUCGGAGAGUCUACACCAAGGUAGAAAUUCGAAGGACGAACCCCAACCUCGUCUUAGUAACUGCCCUCUACCUGGCAUGCAAGACCGAGGAAAGCCCGCAGCACAUCCGGGUGAUCCUGGGCGAAGCCAAGAAUGCAUGGCAAGAUACCUUUCUCCCGGACACUUCGAAGCUCGGAGAAUGCGAGUUCGGCUUGAUCUCCGAGAUGAACUCGCAGCUCAUCCUCCAUCACCCCUACCGCAGCUUGUCUGAUCUCCAGAGUAGCUUCAAGCUGACGCACGAGGAGCUUUCUCAAGCGGAGUACAUCAUCAACGACCAUUAUCUAACAGACCUCCCCCUCCUUCACCCACCACACGUGAUCGCCAUCACUGCCAUGGUUCUGGCUGUAACUCUAGGCCCCAACCAGGCGGGUCUGUUGAUGCUUGCGGCCAACAUGCAAAGCGCCAUGGCCAACCUGUCCAACCCUCAAGCGGGCACUACUGGCGGAAAUCCCAUCAGGAUGCAGCACAUGAUGAACUGGCUUGCAGAAAUCAAUGUGGAUCUAGAGGCAGUCGCGGACUGUACUCAAGAAAUGAUUUCGCUGUACGAAGUCUGGGAAAACUACAACGAGAAGUCCUGUAAGGAUCAAAUCACGAGAUUUAUCAAAGCGCGGGGCCUGGAGAAAUAA
Messenger RNA from Aplosporella prunicola CBS 121167, 891 nucleotides. RefSeq lists its product as uncharacterized. Gene Ontology annotation, cellular component: nucleus; mediator complex. The record is from RefSeq and is a predicted model, not a curated record. Gene Ontology annotation, molecular function: cyclin-dependent protein serine/threonine kinase regulator activity. The transcript is spliced from 3 exons. The coding region runs from base 1 to 891 and encodes 296 amino acids. NCBI's taxonomy places the organism in Eukaryota, Fungi, Ascomycota, Dothideomycetes, Botryosphaeriales, Aplosporellaceae. Gene Ontology annotation, biological process: positive regulation of transcription by RNA polymerase II.